This is a messenger RNA of Chondrus crispus (carragheen), 1185 nucleotides long. Its product is annotated as Rab1. The record is from RefSeq and is a predicted model, not a curated record. The transcript is spliced from 7 exons. Gene Ontology annotation, molecular function: GTP binding; GTPase activity. Lineage: Eukaryota; Rhodophyta; Florideophyceae; Gigartinales; Gigartinaceae. The coding region runs from base 73 to 681 and encodes 202 amino acids.
CCUUCUCCCCUUCCCCUCCACGAUCCUCUUCGUUCAACUGCGACAUCGCUCUGUUCAUCACUCCGCCUCAAAAUGAAUCCAGAAUACGAUUACUUGUACAAAAACCUUCUUAUUGGAGACUCGGGUGUGGGGAAAUCAUGUCUGUUGCUGCGUUUUGCGGACGACACUUACACAGAGAGUUACAUCUCCACGAUUGGAGUAGACUUUAAAAUUCGAACAAUUGAACUUGAUGGGAAGACAAUCAAGUUGCAGAUCUGGGACACAGCGGGCCAGGAACGAUUCCGAACGAUCACAUCAUCAUAUUACCGCGGUGCUCACGGCAUCAUCAUCGUUUAUGAUGUCACUGACCAAGAGUCCUUCAACAACGUGAAGUCAUGGCUCCAAGAAAUUGAUCGGUUCGCGUCGGAACAUGUGUGUAAAUUGCUCGUCGGAAACAAGAAUGAUAUGACUUCGAAGAAAGUUGUCGACACAGCCACCGCAAAAGAAUUUGCUGACUCGUUGGGCAUCAGGUUUUUGGAAACGUCGGCAAAAACUUCAGAGAAUGUUGAAGGCGCAUUCCUUGCCAUGGCUGCUGAAAUUAAGGCCUCAACCUCGUUCCAACCUGCGAAGAACAAUGCAGGUGGUACGGUGAAUGUGUCGUCGAAGGACGAAGAAGUUAAGUCUUCAUCCGGAUGCUGUUAACAAAUUAACGCCAUGGCACUGCGCCGGUAUGUUUAGACUUCUGUACAAAAACGCGCUGUUUGGUUGGAAGUGUAUUGAUGACUUGUGACUCAUGCAGCGGUUACUUUUCGAGGUAUGUAGUAGGUUAUUCCAACAUCCCAAGGCACCAUUAAAUGGACCAUUACACAGCUCGGACGAAUGAAACAGAUUGCAUGAGUUGGCUGGACUUGAUGACCGUACAAUGAUCUAUUGAAGCUUUUUAGUUCAACGGUAGCGUCAAGAGAUGAAUCGGCGGUUUCCGGUUGGUCCUCGACUUCUGCGCUCGCUUCAUCUGCAUCAUAGCUGGCAAGGGAAAGAUCGUUGUACGUCGUCGAAACCGAUACGCUGUGUGUGAGCACACGCAAUGAAAGACUCGCUUUUUGGUCGACAAGACGGGCAUUGAGUUGAAGCUCAUUGCUGAGCCCCUUCAUACGAUCAACAACUGUAUGUAGCUUACCAAGUGGUGGCAAAGUAAACCCCUUAAUG